AUGAUGAUGAUGUCCCUGAACAGCAAGCAGGCGUUCAGCAUGCCUCACGCCGGCAGCCUGCAUGUGGAGCCCAAGUACUCGGCGCUGCACAGUGCCUCCCCGGGCUCCUCUGCGCCCGCUGCGCCCUCGGCCAGUUCCCCGAGCAGCUCCAGCAACGCCGGCGGCGGCGGCGGCGGCGGCGGAGGCGGAGGCGGCGGCGGCCGGAGCAGCAGUUCCAGCAGCAGCGGCAGCGGCGGCGGCGGCGGCAGCGGGGGCUCGGAGGCGAUGCGGAGAGCUUGUCUUCCAACCCCACCGAGCAAUAUAUUCGGCGGGCUGGAUGAGAGUCUGCUGGCCCGUGCCGAGGCUCUGGCCGCCGUGGACAUCGUUUCCCAGAGUAAGAGCCACCACCACCAUCCGCCCCACCACAGUCCCUUCAAGCCGGACGCCACUUACCACACGAUGAACACCAUCCCGUGCACGUCGGCCGCCUCCUCUUCGUCUGUGCCCAUCUCGCACCCGUCCGCUCUGGCUGGUACCCACCACCACCACCAUCACCACCAUCACCACCACCACCAGCCGCACCAGGCGCUGGAGGGAGAGCUGCUGGAGCACCUGAGCCCCGGGCUGGCCCUAGGAGCCAUGGCGGGCCCCGACGGCACAGUGGUAUCCACUCCGGCCCACGCACCGCACAUGGCCACCAUGAACCCCAUGCACCAAGCAGCCCUGAGCAUGGCCCACGCGCACGGGCUGCCCUCGCACAUGGGCUGCAUGAGCGACGUGGAUGCAGACCCGCGGGACCUGGAGGCGUUUGCCGAGCGCUUCAAGCAGCGACGCAUCAAGCUGGGAGUGACCCAGGCAGAUGUGGGCUCGGCGCUGGCCAACCUCAAGAUCCCCGGCGUGGGCUCGCUCAGCCAGAGCACCAUCUGCAGGUUUGAGUCUCUCACGCUGUCGCAUAACAACAUGAUCGCGCUCAAGCCCAUCCUGCAGGCGUGGCUGGAGGAAGCAGAGAAAUCCCACCGCGAGAAGCUCACCAAGCCGGAGCUCUUCAAUGGCGCGGAGAAGAAGCGCAAGCGUACGUCCAUCGCGGCACCCGAAAAGCGCUCGCUGGAAGCCUACUUCGCCAUCCAGCCCAGGCCCUCCUCGGAGAAGAUCGCGGCCAUCGCUGAGAAGCUCGAUCUCAAGAAAAACGUGGUGCGCGUCUGGUUCUGCAACCAGAGGCAGAAACAGAAGAGAAUGAAAUACUCUGCCGGCAUUUAG
Molecule: messenger RNA, 1236 nt
Organism: Apodemus sylvaticus (European woodmouse)
Lineage: Eukaryota; Metazoa; Chordata; Mammalia; Rodentia; Muridae
Gene: Pou4f2
Product: POU class 4 homeobox 2
Exons: 2
Coding region: 1-1236 (411 amino acids)
Biological process (GO): regulation of transcription by RNA polymerase II
Molecular function (GO): RNA polymerase II cis-regulatory region sequence-specific DNA binding; DNA-binding transcription factor activity, RNA polymerase II-specific
Source: RefSeq, a predicted model, not a curated record